ACAAUCGACUACAACUUAUCGAGGCUUUUCACAUCGCCAGUAUUACUUGGCACAUUUGUCAGCAGAAAAACUUGAGCUAUUUAUUUGUUGCCGAAACUGAAAUUGUCACGUAAAUUAACAAAGCACACAUACUGUUAACGCAGAAAUAUUAAAGCCGUAUUAUGGACCGUUUGCUACGACUAGGCGGCGCAAUGCCACAGGCCGCUCCACCAACAGAUGCGCCCGUCGUGGAUACCGCCGAGCAGGUGUACAUCUCAUCGCUGGCGCUUUUGAAGAUGCUCAAACACGGACGCGCCGGCGUACCCAUGGAGGUGAUGGGAUUGAUGCUGGGCGAGUUUGUUGACGAUUAUACGGUGCAGGUGAUCGAUGUAUUUGCCAUGCCACAGACCGGCACUGGUGUCUCUGUGGAGGCGGUGGAUCCUGUGUUCCAGGCCAAAAUGUUGGACAUGCUGAAACAGACCGGGCGACCCGAAAUGGUUGUCGGCUGGUAUCACUCGCAUCCUGGCUUCGGCUGUUGGCUGUCUGGCGUUGAUAUCAACACUCAGCAAUCCUUUGAAGCGCUCUCCGAGCGCGCAGUUGCCGUUGUCGUCGACCCCAUACAGUCGGUGAAGGGCAAGGUCGUUAUCGAUGCCUUCCGUCUAAUCAACCCGAAUAUGCUGGUGCUUGGCCAAGAGCCCCGGCAGACCACGUCGAACCUGGGCCAUUUGCAAAAGCCUUCAGUGCAGGCGCUGAUACAUGGACUGAAUCGUCAUUACUAUUCAAUUAGCAUCAAUUAUCGGAAAAACGAAUUGGAGCAAAAGAUGUUGUUAAACUUGCACAAAAAGUCAUGGAAGGACGGCCUAACACUUGCCGAUUACAAUGAGCACUGCUCCAUUAACGAGGACACAGUGGCCGAAAUGCUGGAAUUGGCCAAAAAUUACAACAAAUCACUCGAAGAUGAGGAGAAGAUGACGCCCGAGCAGCUGGCCAUCAAGAAUGUUGGAAAACAAGAUCCCAAGCGGCAUUUGGAAGAGAAAGUUGACAAAGUCAUGCAAAAUAACAUUGUCCAGUGCCUAGGCGCUAUGCUGGACACGAUUGUCUUUAAAUAAAUUGCAUUUGCGAUCCACCCAUACACACACACACAUACAAUUCUCUACUUAAAGACUAUCCCACACAUUAACCCAACACUUAUAAGGGCAAAACUGCUUACUGUUUACAGCUGAGUAAUAAAAACCUUUUGUAAAAUAAUGAAAA
Molecule: messenger RNA, 1233 nt
Organism: Scaptodrosophila lebanonensis
Lineage: Eukaryota; Metazoa; Arthropoda; Insecta; Diptera; Drosophilidae
Gene: Rpn11
Product: 26S proteasome non-ATPase regulatory subunit 14
Exons: 3
Coding region: 162-1088 (308 amino acids)
Biological process (GO): proteasome-mediated ubiquitin-dependent protein catabolic process; protein deubiquitination
Cellular component (GO): proteasome regulatory particle, lid subcomplex
Molecular function (GO): metallopeptidase activity; protein binding; proteasome binding
Source: RefSeq, a predicted model, not a curated record